This is a messenger RNA of Cariama cristata (Red-legged seriema), 295 nucleotides long. RefSeq lists its product as uncharacterized. Gene Ontology annotation, molecular function: ubiquitin binding. NCBI's taxonomy places the organism in Eukaryota, Metazoa, Chordata, Aves, Cariamiformes, Cariamidae. Gene Ontology annotation, biological process: macroautophagy. The transcript is spliced from 2 exons. Gene Ontology annotation, cellular component: phagophore assembly site. The record is from RefSeq and is a predicted model, not a curated record. The annotation marks the transcript as partial.
GAAUCUACAAGCCGCCAUUGGAGCCUACUAUGAUUUCGAGAGUCCAAACAUCAAUGUACCCUCCAUGUCCUUUGUUGAAGAUGUCACCAUAGGUGAAGGAGAGUCCAUCCCACCUGAUACCCAGUUUACAAAAACAUGGAGGAUACAAAACACAGGGACAGAGGCGUGGCCCCCGGGGGUUUGUCUGAAGUAUGUCGGGGGAGACCAAUUUGGCCACGUAAACAUGGUGAUGGUCAGGUCUCUGGAGCCCCAGGAGAUUGCAGACGUCAGCGUUCAGAUGUGCAGCCCCAGCACA